AAUAGUCGUAGUCGAGAUUGCGACUUGACUUAGGGUCCUUUUGAGGACAUUGUUAUUUGGUUCAUUUUUUUAAUCAAUACUGUGACGUUUCAUCCGGAUUGCAGAUAAAAAAGGUAAUUAAAAAUGAGUUACACUGCGGAAAACGUGGUGCAAAGCAGCACAUGGACUGCUACCAACAUGUUCUACAUGCUGCUAGUCCCAGCAGUAGUCCUGUGGUAUGCGUACUGGAAGAUAUCUAGGAGACACAUGUACGAGCUAGCUGCUAAGCUCAAUGGACCACCGGGCCUACCACUCAUAGGCAACGCGCUCGACUUCACUGGAGGCUCAGCUGAUAUCUUCAGAAAUAUUGUAUCGAAGAGUAAUAACUUCGAUAAGGAAGCUGUCGUGAAGAUCUGGAUCGGCCCCAGGCUAUUGGUGUUCCUGUACGACCCUCGAGAUGUUGAGCUGAUCCUCAGCAGUCAUGUCUACAUCGACAAAGCUGAUGAGUACAGAUUCUUCAAGCCUUGGCUCGGAGAUGGUCUUCUCAUCAGUACUGGUCAGAAAUGGAGAUCCCAUCGUAAACUCAUCGCUCCCACUUUCCACUUGAACGUUUUGAAGAGCUUCAUAGACUUAUUCAACGCCAACUCUAAAGCCGUUGUCGACAAACUAAAGAAGGAGAGUGGUUCCUUCGACUGUCAUGACUACAUGAGCGAGUGCACUGUCGAAAUCCUACUAGAAACCGCUAUGGGCGUUAGCAAGAGCACCCAAGAUCAGAGCGGUUUCGAAUAUGCCAUGGCUGUGAUGAAGAUGUGUGAUAUCCUUCACUUGAGACACACCAAGAUCUGGCUGCGACCUGAAUUCCUGUUCAGCUUUACACAGUACGCUAAGAAACAAACUAAACUCCUUGACAUCAUCCACGGAUUAACCAAGAAGGUUAUCAAGAGGAAGAAAGAGGAAUUCAAAUCUGGCAAAAAGCCAUCUGUUUUGUCAGAGCCUGAGACAACAACAUCAACGGAAAUUCCUGCCACUAAGACGACCUCAGUUGAAGGUCUAUCUUUCGGUCAAGCUGCUGGACUUAAAGAUGAUUUAGAUGUCGAUGAUAACGAUGUGGGUCAGAAAAAACGUCUCGCUUUCCUCGACUUACUAUUGGAAAGCUCUCAGAGUGGUGUGGCUAUUUCUGAUGAAGAGAUCAAAGAACAAGUGGACACGAUUAUGUUCGAGGGUCAUGAUACUACUGCUGCAGGCAGUAGCUUCUUCUUAUCCAUGAUGGGUAUUCAUCAGGAUAUUCAGGACAAAGUCAUCGCGGAACUGGACCAGAUCUUUGGAGACUCCGAUCGUCCAGCCACGUUCCAAGAUACACUUGAGAUGAAGUAUCUAGAGAGAUGUUUGAUGGAAACUCUAAGAAUGUACCCACCAGUGCCUAUAAUUGCUCGCCAGCUUAAACAGGAUAUUACCUUGCCGUCUAAUGGUAAACAAGUACCGGCCGGCACUACUGUCAUCAUUGCUACAUACAAACUGCACCGCCGUCCUGACGUCUAUCCGAAUCCAACCAAGUUCGACCCUGACAACUUCCUCCCGGAGAGGUCAGCUAACCGUCACUACUAUGCUUUCGUGCCAUUCUCAGCUGGACCAAGGAGUUGUGUUGGUCGCAAGUACGCCAUGUUGAAACUGAAGAUCAUCCUCUCAACAAUCUUGAGAAACUUCAGGGUUUACUCUGAUCUUAAGGAAUCCGACUUCAAUCUUCAAGCUGAUAUUAUCUUGAAACGCGCCGAAGGAUUCAAAGUGCACUUAAAACCACGAAAAAGGAUGGCUAAAGUUUAAAGCUUACUAAAUAUAUGUAAAUUGUUUUUUUUUACUAAUUAAUAGCUUCAUAAUUUCUUUGAAAUCAUUAAUAUACCUAUUUUCCAUUUUAAAUUUGCCAAAAAUAUAUUAUUAGUGUGAAUUAACAUUAACAAUAAAUUAGUAUUUCUUAUUUCUGUACUACAGAAAACGAAUCAUUACUAUAGCAAAAAUAAUAUAUAUUCGUUAAUCAUCAAAAAUUUUCUGUCAAUUCGUUAGAGCAUUUUUGAUGCCAGCACUGAUUAAUUUAAAUAAUAUAUAAUAUUAAUAAUUGAAAUAAAAUGGUGACAGAAAUGAGAACACGGGUGAUAUCUAUGUUGGUGAAAGUAAUUGAACUUAUUACCCUAAGUGUAAAUAGCUAGUUAAGUUACGCAAUGUGAUUUAUGUUUUGAUUAUGAAAAUAAAUUAAGUUGAAUU
Diatraea saccharalis (sugarcane borer) is the source of this 2235-nucleotide messenger RNA. Lineage: Eukaryota; Metazoa; Arthropoda; Insecta; Lepidoptera; Crambidae. The record is from the annotation of a GenBank genome assembly.